Messenger RNA from Salmo salar (Atlantic salmon), 3604 nucleotides. It is a transcript of the gene grna, whose product is annotated as granulin a. Lineage: Eukaryota; Metazoa; Chordata; Actinopteri; Salmoniformes; Salmonidae. The record is from RefSeq and is a predicted model, not a curated record. Gene Ontology annotation, cellular component: extracellular region.
ACCUUUGUAAACCAUUCAGAAUGUCGAAUAGCUAGGAAGGGGCGUGAACAUAUUUCCUGUACUUGAUAUUUUGUUGUUGAGAAACUUCAGCGCGUUCAGGAGUCGGCUACAUUGUCAAGGAGCGCGGACACCUGUAAAGUCACUGAGAUAGAGAUGCAGAGGUAUCUGGUGCUCUGUAUGGCCCUGCUGGCCCAGGUCUCUGCUGAUGACUGCCCAGGAGGAGAGGCGUGUGAGGAGGGCAACACCUGCUGCAAGGUCCCCUCCGAUGGCUAUGAAUGUUGCCCAAUGUAUCAGGCUGAGUGCUGUGAGGAUCAUAUCCACUGCUGCCCUGAGGGAACACUCUGCGUUGUGAAUGAGUCCAUGUGUGUGAAUGGAACUGUCUCCCUACCAUGGGUGGAGAGAGUCUCUGCUAAACAGUCCAUAUAUCCUAAAUCUUUCAGAAUGAUCAGUGCAAAUGCCGGGGAUGAGGAUGAUAACAUCUGCCCUGACAAGUCCCACUGCCCCGAAGAGUUCUCCUGUCUGAAGGCCACUACAGGCUAUGGUUGCUGUCCUGUUGCUCAUGCUGUGCCUUGCUCUGAUGGGAAACAUUGCUGUCCUGAAGGCCACCAGUGCAACACAGACUGCAGCUCCUGCAUCAAACAGACAGAGCCUGUUGUUGCAGUGAUGUGCAGUGACAGAGAGUCUGAGUGUCCAGAGGGAACCACAUGCUGUGAGACUCCAGAUGGGAGUUGGGGGUGCUGCCCCAUGCCCAAGGCUGUGUGCUGUGAGGAUAAGAUUCACUGUUGUCCUGAGGGCAGCACCUGUGACAUCAAGCAAUCCAAGUGUAUAUCCACUACCAACAAGGAAAUGCCCAUGUGGGCUAAGUUCCCUGCCCGCAAGAGGGCAGAGUGGGAAACCCAGAAUGAAGUUGCCCAAGUGACAACACCUAUUCCAGACACUACCACCUCAGCCAAUAGGAGUCCUGCUUCUCUUUGGGAGGGUACUUCUCCACCCUUCAUUAGGACAGGAGACGUUCCCUGUGAUGAGUCAACGGCCUGUUUGGAUGGAACCACAUGUUGUAAAACACAGGAAGGAGGAUGGGCAUGCUGUCCUCUGCCACAGGCAGUUUGCUGCAGUGACUUUGUCCACUGCUGCCCACAUGGUAAGAAGUGCAACCUGGCUGCCCAGACGUGUGACGACCCCUCAGGCUCCCCCUCUGAGCCCUGGCUGAAGAAGGUUCCUGCCGUGCCUCGGGAGGGUAAAUUGCCAGGAGAUGUUACCUGUGACCCCACCCACAUGUGUCCCGACAACACCACCUGCUGCAAGACAGCGUCAGGAGACUGGGCCUGCUGCCCCUUGCCUGAGGCUGUUUGCUGUGAGGACCACGAGUACUGCUGCCCCCAUGGCACCACCUGUGACCUGGCUGGCCUCACCUGUGAUGGUCCCUCAGGGUCGGAGCCUAUGGUGGGGAAGGUGCAAGCUCUCACAACCCUGGCACCUGAUCAUGAAGAGGCAGCCACAGACCAGCAAGGGGUGCAGGUGGAUGACAUGGAGCUGCCUACAAAGGAUGACAAAGACGUUCCCUGUGAUGAGUCAACGGCCUGUUUGGAUGGAACCACAUGUUGUAAAACACAGGAAGGAGGAUGGGCAUGCUGUCCUCUGCCACAGGCAGUUUGCUGCAGUGACUUUGUCCACUGCUGCCCACAUGGUAAGAAGUGCAACCUGGCUGCCCAGACGUGUGACGACCCCUCAGGCUCCCCCUCUGAGCCCUGGCUGAAGAAGGUUCCUGCCGUGCCUCGGGAGGGUAAAUUGCCAGGAGAUGUUACCUGUGACCCCACCCACAUGUGUCCCGACAACACCACCUGCUGCAAGACAGCGUCAGGAGACUGGGACUGCUGCCCCUUGCCUGAGGCUGUUUGCUGUGAGGACCACGAGCACUGUUGCCCCCAUGGCACCACCUGUGACCUGGCUACCCUCACCUGUGAUGGCCCCUCAGGGCCAGAGCCGAUGGUGGGGAAGGUGCCCGCCCUCACAACCCUGGCACCUGAUCAUGAGGAGGCACCUGCAGACCACCAGGGGGUGCAGAUGGACGACAUGGAGCUGCCUACAGAGGAUGAUGAAAGUGACGAAGACGAGGAGUUGCACAGGACACAGUGUGACGCCCACACCAGCUGCCCAAAGGACGCCACCUGCUGCUUUAUGAAAUCCACCCAGAAAUGGGGCUGCUGCCCACUGCCACAGGCAGUGUGCUGUGCUGAUGGAGAGCACUGCUGUCCCAAAGACUACAUAUGUGAUAUGAGCAAGACUUCCUGCUCUAAGGGUGGGGUGGUGAUCCCAUGGUACAACAAGCUGGCAGCUGAGCCACAUGACAUUGCCCUUACUACCCCCCUCUCUGUGAAGUGUGACACCCAGAACAGAUGCCCUGAAGGCUCCAGCUGCUGCCAACUUUCCACAGGACAGUGGGGCUGCUGCCCCCUGCGCAAGGCUGUGUGCUGUGCAGAUGAGGAGCACUGCUGUCCACAGGGCUACAGCUGUAACAUGGGCUCAGGGACUUGCCAGAAGCUAAUGUUUCUUCAGUUCCAGACGGUACCCCUAACCCGGGUAUCUGCGCCUGAGCCCCCGACCCCACAGGAGAAGGAAAUCCACUGUGGGGGGCCGUUUGUCUGCAAUAAUGAGGAGACAUGCUGCAAGGCCUCCGCCACUACAUGGGCUUGCUGUCCCGUUCCAAAUGCGGUGUGCUGCAGUGACAUGAAGCACUGCUGCACUACAGGCUACACCUGUGGUGAGGGAGGGUCCUGCACCCAGUCCACUGGCUUCAAAUGGGACCACUGGCAGGUGUUCUUCUCCAACAAGAAGAGAGCCCUGCAUGUGUGACAACAUUGGGCCAACCGUUGGAGUGAUAGGCCCAAACUCCACCACCAGACGCAUUGCACUAAUGAAGGGACGCAGGAACUUAAUAUCACUGUUACAGUAUAUCAAAUUGUGUUUUUUACAGAGGAAAAAUAUUGUGUGCAUAUUUAGGAAAGGGAAGUGAAAAUAUGUAACAUUUUGCACCAUUGGUAGGUGCUUGGAAUGUUACUACAUUUACUUCAAGAGAUACCCAUGCUUGCUCAUGAACAGAAACUAUCAAGAUUGUCACAGAGGAGCAUAUAAAUGACAAGAACUUAGUACUGUUUUACAAUGUUUGAUGUUACCUUUUAAACAGGAAGUGUGUUGUUUUUUAGUUGAUCGUGUGAAGUGCAUUGUGCCUCAUAGUUUCAGGUAUACCUUUGAAAUGCUUUUUACAUGACAUUUACAUGACAUUUUUACCUUCAUUUAACUAGGAAAGUCAGUUAAGAACAAAUUCUUGUUCAGGGGCAGAACGACAGAUUUUCACCUUGUCAACUCGGGGAUUCGAUUUUGCAACCUUUCGGUCACUAGUCCAACACUCUAACCACUAGGCUACCUGCCGCCCCAUAUGCCCUCUGUCUUGUUGCUACCACGUUUUAAGUAAGACAUGGAUUAUCCCACUUCCUUGUGUUUUACAAAUUAUGCAAUUUUAAAUAGUCCGUAAUGAUUCUUGCUGUUGCUACCAAAGGGAAUUAAUUAGCUGUAAAAUGUGAAUAAAAAAGUCAUUGCCAAAUCA